AUGAGCAACGACAUGAAGAAAGACGCCGAGACUCUUGCCAAGGUCGACUCUCACCAAGACGUUGCCGAUGGCGGCGACGACGACUACCGACUCGCCCAGCUCGGGCACGCGCAGGAGCUGGAGAGACGCUUCUCCCUGCCCGCCCUUGGAGCGUUGUGUCUCUGCCUCAUGGCAACUUGGGAAGCUCUGUCAACUGUCGUUGCACCGGCUCUAGUCAGCGGCGGCGCACCUUGCCUGUUUUACAACCUCAUCCUUUCAACCCUUUGCACCGUUUGCAUCGCCUCGUCGCUCGGGGAGAUUGCUUCUAUAUACCCAACUGCCGGAGGCCAAUACCACUGGGUUGCAGCACUAUGCCCAGCAUCGACUCGCUCCGCGGCCGCAUUCGCAACCGGCUGGAUCUCCGUCGGUGGCCAAGUCAUCUUGACCUCGUCCGCCGCGUUCGCGGCCGGCCUCCAGACCCAGGCCCUCAUCAUCAUCAACGACGGCUCUUAUAUCCCGGCACGCUGGCAAGGCAUGCUUUUCUACUGGGCCAUCCUGGUGUACGCCAUGGCUGUGAACAUCUGGGGCCACAGGCUUCUGCCGACGGCAAACCUGGUUUCCGGUGUUCUCCACGGCCUCGGCUUCCUAGUCAUUCUCAUCGUGCUCGGCGUCAUGGCACCCAAAAACACCGCGUCGUUCGUGUUCACGGAAUUCGUCAACUCCAGCGGGUGGGACAGUGACGGCGUUUCGUGGCUUGUCGGGCUCAUCAGUGCAGUCUACCCCUUUCUCGGCUAUGACGCGGCGUGCCAUCUGGCCGAGGAGAUGCCCAACGCAAGCCGGAACGUUCCCAUCGCCAUGGUCGGCAGCGUCGUCGUCAACGGCCUCAUGGGCCUCGUGUUCGGCACCGUGCUGCUCUUCUCCACGGGCCCCCUCGAGGCGCUCCUCACGACCCCGACCGGCUUCCCGUUCAUGCAGAUCUUCCUCGACGUGACCAGGUCCCCCGCCGCCGCGACGGUGCUGUCCGUCAUGAUCGUCCUCACCGCCGUCGCGGCCACCGUGGCCGGCAUCACGUCCACCUCGCGGACGCUGUGGGCGUUCGCCCGCGACAGGGCCACGCCCUACGACCGCCACCUGAGCAGGGUCAACAAGCGCCAGCGGAUCCCGGUGCAGUCGGUCGUCCUCGUGACCGUCCUGCAGAUGCUGCUGGGCUUCAUCUACCUCGGCAACACGACGGCCUUCAACGCCAUCUUGUCGAUGUCCAUCAUCGGCAUGUACGCUAGCUACAUCUUGCCCAUCGUCUACAUGCUGGCCUAUGGGAGGAAGAACUUGAGCCGUUCCGAUUACGGCCCUUUCAGGUUGGGCCCGGUGCUGGGUCCUGUCCUGAACGUCAUCAGUCUGAUAUGGAUGACCGUCGUCAUCGUCUUCAGCACCUUCCCCUCGGCGAUGCCUGUCACGCCACAGAACAUGAACUAUUCCGUCGUCGUAAUGGCGGGAUGGCUGUUCUUUGGUGUUGCCUACUACCUCUCUUUUGGCAAGAAGAAGUUCAAGGUGCCAGUUGUCGGUAGCAACUUAGUGGACGGCGUCUCUGUUUCUGUGGGUGUCUGA
Colletotrichum graminicola M1.001 is the source of this 1584-nucleotide messenger RNA. RefSeq names its product amino acid permease. Gene Ontology annotation, biological process: amino acid transport; transmembrane transport. Gene Ontology annotation, molecular function: transmembrane transporter activity. Lineage: Eukaryota; Fungi; Ascomycota; Sordariomycetes; Glomerellales; Glomerellaceae. The transcript has 5 exons. The record is from RefSeq and is a predicted model, not a curated record. The coding region runs from base 1 to 1584 and encodes 527 amino acids. Gene Ontology annotation, cellular component: membrane.